Populus trichocarpa (black cottonwood) is the source of this 1936-nucleotide messenger RNA. RefSeq lists its product as uncharacterized. NCBI's taxonomy places the organism in Eukaryota, Viridiplantae, Streptophyta, Magnoliopsida, Malpighiales, Salicaceae. The coding region runs from base 65 to 1708 and encodes 547 amino acids. The transcript has 9 exons. Gene Ontology annotation, cellular component: plasmodesma; plasma membrane. The record is from RefSeq and is a predicted model, not a curated record.
AUAACCCUCAAAGAACACAGUAAAGAAAAACAGAGAGCCUCUUUCUUUCCCUCUCUGUGUCAUCAUGUCAUGUCACAGUUUACUUUCAUUUACUCUUCUUCUGCUCACCUUUGUCUUCUUUACUUCUUCAACAUCCAUUCCCUUCUCUGCUCUACCCCCUGCUGUAGCAAGGAGGGAAAAUGAAGCUAAGUAUGAAGUGGAGUUCUCAUGGGGGGCAAGGAGGUCUGUGGUGGAGGCACCCAUUAGUGAACCUGUCGAGGACUCACCAGUACUUGUGUUAGCUCCAAAGAGGACUUACAGAAAAGACCCUCUUAAUGAUUUCAAAAGAUACACCGGAGGAUGGAAUAUCAGUGAUCGCCAUUACUGGGCUUCUGUAGGUUUCACCGCAGCUCCUCUGUUUGCUAUUGCUGCAAUCUGGUUUCUGGUAUUUGGGCUGUGCUUGCUGUGUGGUUGCCUUUGUCAUUUCUGUUGCAAAAGGCAGAGCUAUGGCUACUCUCGAACAGCUUAUGCUAUCUCCCUCGUUUUCCUCAUUCUAUUCAGCAUAUGUGCUAUCGUUGGAUGUGUUGUUCUAUAUGCUGCUCAGGAAAGAUUUCACAAAAGCACAACAGAAACUUUGGAGUAUGUUGUGAAUCAAGCAGACACCACUGUCAAUAAACUAAAGAUUGUGUCAGAUUUUAUUGCUUCUGCCAAGCUAAUCGGAGUUGAUCAAGUUUUUCUACCUUCUAAUGUCCAAACUGAUAUUGAUCAGAUUGGAAUAAGAAUUAAUUCUUCUGCUAAUGUCCUUGCUGACAAAACUGUGGAUAAUUCGGAUGACAUACGUGAUCUCUUGGAUUCUGUGAGAAUGGCUCUAAUCACUGCUGCUGCCAUUAUGCUUCUCCUGACAUUUCUUGGAUUCUUAUUUUCAAUUUUUGGCAUGCAGUUCCUGGUGUACAUCCUUGUCAUUGUUGGAUGGAUUAUUGUUGCUGGAACUUUCAUUUUUUGCGGCACAUUCCUUCUUCUCCAUAAUGUGGCUGGAGAUACUUGUGCCGCUAUGGAUCAUUGGGUGCACAGCCCCACUGCUCAUACAGCUUUAGAUGAUAUACUUCCCUGUGUGGACAAAGCAACUACGCAAGACACCUUGUUAAAGAGCAAGGAAAUCACUACCCAACUUGUUGAAGUGGUCAACCAGGUCAUCACCAAUGUUUCUAAUCUUAACUUCUCCCCCAACUUUAAGCCAGUGUACAUCAACCAAUCUGGUCCGUUGGUACCAAUACUAUGCAACCCAUUUUAUGCCAACUUGACGAUCCGGCCAUGCAGUGCUGGUGAGGUGGACUUGACCAAUGCAACACAGGUAUGGAGUAGCUACGUGUGUCAGGUUUCACCGACUGGGAUAUGUACCACAACAGGACGUUUGACCCCUACAUUCUACAGCCAGAUGUCAGCCGCAGUAAACGUGAGCUAUGGUUUGAACAAUUAUGCUCCUUUCCUGGUUGACUUAGGAGACUGCACUUUUGCAAAGGAAACAUUCGAAGACAUAUGUAGGGAUCAUUGUCCAAGUCUCAGGAGAUACAGUAGAUGGAUAUACAUUGGUUUGGUAAUGGUCUCUACUGCAGUUAUGCUUUCUCUAAUCUUCUGGGUCAUAUAUGGCAGAGAAAGGCGGCACCGUGUGUAUUCCAAGCAGCUAGUAUCUGAAUCAGCACAAGGUCCAGAAAGGGAAAAAAAUUCCUGAAAAAACAGAGCACUUCAUCAUAUUAUUGGCAUUUGGUUGAAGAGGUUUAUUCUGCUUCAUUUUGAUUUGCUGUUUUGUACAUGUGCAUGGUAGUUUUUCGAAUUUUUCUCCAAGUUAUGAUGAAAUUAUUGCUCAAGUGUAAAACUUCCAACAACAUAUGCUUUAAGCCUGGUUGUGACAUUGUUUCCGUCUUUAAAAGGAGAGUAAGGAAAAGAAAUUAACAGCGAA